CACUUCCGGUACGAUGAUAUCGAAACUGUCUGAAUGGUGGAUUCAGUAGUCCUGUGUUAAUUUCCAUUUGCGGUCCUUUCUGCAUAAGUGAAAAAAUGGAGAAGGCAUCCAUGGAGUUCAUGUUCACGCUGGGCUAUUGGCUGAUAGCUCUGUGUCUGGCAAUUCCACCGCAAGAAUUCAGAUCUGCCGGACUGACCGUCCAGAACGUUCUGUCACAUUGGCUUGGCAGUGAAGAAAUGCAUUUUGUUUACUAUCAUUUGAAAAGAACAACGGCUACACUUGUAUUUCAUUGUUUUAUUCCAUUGGGUUAUUAUAUUGGUCUUGCUAUUGCAGUGCCCGACCUGAAUCUGUGGAACUUCUGGUCAGUAAGCCAAGUCUGGCAGUUCUAUAUAUGUAUUUCAAUUGGCAUACUCAUAUUUGGAAUCCUGCUAGCAUUCUAUUGGUCUAGAAGAAAAUGGGACAAUCAUCCCAUUGCGAAAAAACUUGGUUACCAUGGUGAUACUUGGAGAGCAGUAGCAUCGUCGGUUAAUAUUGAAUUCCGAAGAUUUGAUAAAUUUGCAACUGGUCCACCAGGUCAAAGAGUGAUUGUGACAGAGUCUUGGGUCAUCAAGACUGCUACGUAUACUUUAUACAUUGCGCAUCAAGGGGACGUUCAUCUUACACUCGUUGGGAGUCAAGAACAUGAUAUUUAUUAUGAAAGCAACACAGCUGUGCAGUUUUUGAAUAUUACUGUUGCCAUGUACAUCCCAUAA
Messenger RNA from Saccoglossus kowalevskii, 752 nucleotides. Its product is annotated as E3 ubiquitin-protein ligase TM129-like. Lineage: Eukaryota; Metazoa; Hemichordata; Enteropneusta; Harrimaniidae. Gene Ontology annotation, biological process: protein ubiquitination. Gene Ontology annotation, cellular component: membrane; endoplasmic reticulum. The record is from RefSeq and is a predicted model, not a curated record. Gene Ontology annotation, molecular function: ubiquitin protein ligase activity.